CACUCAAAAGAAGAAGUUUCACCUUAUAAUUAAUUAGGAAGUGGAAAUGUUAAAGAAUUAUUCAAAGAUGAAGUUUUGUAGUUUGUGGUUUAUGUUGAUGAUGGGAACAGGAUUAGUGGCACAAGUGCAAAGCAGUCCAUGCACAAGCACAUUCUUCUCUUCACUUGUGCAACUCAUUCCUUGUAGGGCAGCAGUGGCUCCUUUUAGCCCUAUUCCACCAAGUGAUGCUUGUUGCAAUGCCCUAAAGGCACUAGGACAACCAUGUCUUUGUGUCCUUGUCAAUGGUCCUCCAAUCUCUGGGGUAGACCGUAGCAUGGCCUCAUUGCUCCCAGACAAGUGCACAGCAAACUUUGAACCAUGUGAAACCAUGUGAUAAGGUGAAGUUGGACCUGUGGAAUGAUAAUUUUCUUGAAGGGUUUUUAUAUAGGAGUAAUUUAUGUAGUACUUCCUAUAAUAAUGUUAUAAGAGAUGGGAUUGUCAUGUAGGUAGGAAUAGGUUUUAAUCCAUGUUGUAGCAUCUGAUCCUUCUGGGUUACAAUAGUUAAUUGUUGAAGAAAUAAAAUAUGGUCAAAAUUAU
Cajanus cajan (pigeon pea) is the source of this 576-nucleotide messenger RNA. RefSeq names its product Bifunctional inhibitor/lipid-transfer protein/seed storage 2S albumin superfamily protein. Gene Ontology annotation, biological process: systemic acquired resistance. Gene Ontology annotation, molecular function: fatty acid binding. The record is from RefSeq and is a predicted model, not a curated record. Lineage: Eukaryota; Viridiplantae; Streptophyta; Magnoliopsida; Fabales; Fabaceae.